Athene cunicularia (burrowing owl) is the source of this 2563-nucleotide messenger RNA. RefSeq names its product testis specific 10 (gene TSGA10). The transcript is spliced from 18 exons. NCBI's taxonomy places the organism in Eukaryota, Metazoa, Chordata, Aves, Strigiformes, Strigidae. The record is from RefSeq and is a predicted model, not a curated record.
AGAACUGGCUGUAAUUGGCAAACUAUCAGAGAAGCUGGAAAAAGAAUUGGUAUUGAAUACAAGUGAUAAGGAGCUUGAGGAAGCAAAGCAGAAAAAGAUAAAGGAGCUGGAACACAUGGUGAAAACACUAAAAUCUGCUAUUUUACAAGCAGAAACUGAAAUAAAACCAGUCAAGUCACCUUCAAGGCUUGAUACCUUUAUUAAGACAUUGGAAGAGGACAGAGACUACUGUAAAUGUGACACUGAGAAUUUGCUGAAGGUAUUUAGAAAUGCAUUUUCAAGUCCUAAGCAAACCUCUACUUAUGGCAGCAUGUCAAAAAAAUUUUCAUCCAUGCAGGGAGUGAGUUGUGAUCUAGAUGUUUUGAAAAUACUGAGAGAACGUGAAGAACUUAAAUCAACACUAAAAAAAUUUGAGCGCCAUGUGGCAGAAAUUCAGGGUAACUGCAGAGUUUUAACAGCUGAGAGAGACAAAAUUGUCAGUCUUUAUGAACAGGCACAGGAGGAGAUUUCCCGACUUCGUCAGGAAGUUAUCAGAUGCCCCAGGUCUCCUGAAAGUACUGUGACAGCUCAAGCUAUGUUAAGACAUGUGGAGAUAGAAAGAGACACAGCACUGUCAGAUUUCCGAAGGAUGACUACAGAACGUGAUAGCCUCAGGGAGCAGUUAAAGAUUUCUCAAGAGACUGCGUUUAAUGAAAAGGCUCAUUUGGAACAGAGAAUUGAAGAGCUAGAAACUACUAUUCAAAAUUUAGAUAGUGAGCAGUUAGAACAGAUGUCCAAAAUGGCACUAAUGAAAGACACCAUUGAUUCUCUGGAAACUGAGAUUAAAAGAUUGGCAAGAAGGGCACUGGACUCUGAAACUGAGCUGAGACGACAGGAAGGUGACUAUGUUUCACUUAGUUUAUUGAAUGAAAAGACAGAACAGAGUCUUUCAGAGACUCAGCGAAAGCUUGUUAAGAAAAAAUACGAAAUGCAACUUGCCCAAGAGAAAAUUAUGCUUUUGGAUGAAAAAAUUGAUGACUUUUCAAGACAAAGUCUUGUGCAACAAGAGGAGAUCUGUGCUUUGAAAGAAACAAUUGCACAACUUGCUAAAGAGAAGGCAACUUUGCAAGACUGUGUGGAAGAAGGAAGAGAGAAGAUAGCUACUUUUGAGGAAAACAUGGCAUUUAAAGAGAAUAUAAUUUCAGAUUUCAAGAUUCUGAUUUCUGAGUUGGAGUGUUCCACAAAAAAAUCCACUGAAGCUCUCUGUAUCUGUGAGAAAGAUAUCACCAGUUUGCAUCAACAGCUACAAGAAACGAGCAAACAACUUGCACAGGCUGACAAGAACAGAGAAUCAUUAGCUCAAGAGAAUGACAGGUUACAAGAGCAUCUUUCUAAUAUUAAGCAAGAAAAUCAGGUACUAUAUGAAAAAACAGCAAGUUACCAGAAUGAGCUUGAUGAUAUGAAGUUGAAAGCCCAGGAUUCAAAGGCAGAUAUUGUCAGGCUGAAGGGUGUACUGAAGUCUAAAGAGAGAGAGAAUGGCGAGCUUUCGGAGAAUUACCACAAAGCCUGUGAACAAGGAGAAAGUUGGGAAGCAAAAUGCCAUCAGGCAGAAGCAGACUGUAGCUCUGUUAGACUGGCACUGGUCAGUGUGGCGUCUGAGAACGGCAGAUUGAAAAUGAAAAUGGGGUCCCUUGAAAGAGAGAUGGAGCAGCAUUUAACAACAGAAGUGGCAUACAAGGCUCAGAUUUCUGUCUUAAGCAAGUGUCUUGUGAAAAUGGAAGGAGAGCUUCAAAGCAUAUAUUGGGAGAGAAUCUCUGUGCUUGCAAAUCUCCCAUCUACACAAGAACUUUGCAUUAAACUAGAUGCAGUCAAAGAAUGAUUAAAUCCUCCAAAAGCAGAGAAGGUAGAAAGGCUGCAGAGCAAGUGUGCCUCAUUUCAUUCUGAAAUAGAGCUGCUGAGAAAACAACUGGGAAAUGAAAGAGCAUCUAUGAAAAACUUGGAAUCUUUGAUUGUAUCCAGUCAUGAGAAAGAAUUUAAGUCACAGAGAGAAAAGCAAGAAAAAGACUCUGAAAUUCAGUUUCUCAAGGAACAGCAUUCUUUAGCAGAAAAUAAACUUGCUGUGCAGAGUCAAGAUCUUACUCAGCUCAGAAAUAGAGCCGCUGAGCUACAGUUGGAACUGUGUAUCGCCAAAAGACAGCUGGGGACUGAGCACUUUGAAAGAGAAUGUGCUGUACAGGAGCUUCCACACCAGAAUCGUACAGUCUCAUAUCAGUUAAGCUCUACUUUAAGAACAUCAUCACCUGAACAUCCCCAUCAUCAACCUCCUGAUUGGUCUUUGGAUUGGUCCCUGGAAGGGAAUUCUUGUGUCAAGGACUUGUAAUGUUAUAUUCACAAUGGCUUGUGGAGACCAUGCACACAAUCUGGAGAGUUAGAGUUCAAGUUUAAUGCUCAUUUAAUCAUCGCUUUUCCCUGCUGAAUGCUAAGUUUCAUUAAAGCCAUUUCACAAAUGCUGCACGGGUUUUUCCUCAUGCUUAAUGUUGUCCAGUGGGAAGAAAUCGGUCUGGAUAGCUUCCUCUCCCACCCC